Molecule: messenger RNA, 339 nt
Organism: Enterobius vermicularis (human pinworm)
Lineage: Eukaryota; Metazoa; Nematoda; Chromadorea; Rhabditida; Oxyuridae
Source: the annotation of a GenBank genome assembly
AUGCUCUGCAUCCGCCGCAAGGAGAGUCGACCGACAUGCAAGUAUUUGUGCUGUUUUUUUGCUUGUCAGGAUCCAGUUGAGCGUGAAAGGCUUCCUUCGACGCGGCUGGCUGCAUGUAUUCAGAAAGAUGCCGAUUCCAGCUCAGCGGAUUCGAUGAAACUUGAGAAACGUCUCGGCGGAUUUGGUUGGAUCACAGGAGUAUUGAUGCGCUGUAUUCUUGGCAUUCUUGGUGCUACUCUGUUUCUUAGGAUGAGCUGGAUUGGCGGACAAGCCGGACUAUGUUUGUUUAUAGCAAAAAAUUUUGUUUUAACGAGAGCUCACGAAAAAAAUCACGUGUAA